Zootermopsis nevadensis is the source of this 4035-nucleotide messenger RNA. NCBI's taxonomy places the organism in Eukaryota, Metazoa, Arthropoda, Insecta, Blattodea, Termopsidae. The record is from RefSeq and is a predicted model, not a curated record.
GAUUCAUAGACUAAUAAAACAGUCAUGGGUAUUCUGAUGACUUGUAUUCUGUCAGUACAAAUAAUUGUCCACAAACCUAAUUACUUAAUAACAUAUCUAAAUAUGUUAUAUAAUAUAAAAGGUAAUGCCUUUAUGUGGUAUUAAAAUAUUACUGUAGUAAUUAGCUGCACUGAACAUUAGAACCAUAUUUAAAAAUUAUGAAUAAGCUGUGUGAAACAGUUUUAUUAUUACAAACCUCUCCUGUUAUCAGGUCAUUAUAUAAUGGGAAGAAAAGUAAUAAUCAGCUUCACUAGUAAGACUUAUGUGCAAAAAUUAUAAGCACAAACUAUUGAUUGCUAACAAGAAAUGGAGAAUGAAGAAAGACAUUGUCAUAAAAUGCAUCUGUGCUGUACUGUGUACAUCAACCACUAGUGGUCUGUGGACUUACGUUUAGGAAAUACUGCUGUACUGAAAUGUUUGUAUGAGUUUUUCAUAUUAUACUUUUCAUUAUCUUAUCCACAGUGAUGGGCCCAUGCAGUGUGUACUAGAAACAAUUCUUUUAACCAGAAAUAAGGAUCAGAUUAUAAUUGAUAAUUAAUUUAUUUAAAAUAUGAGCUCUAGAUUAUGUAGAAUCUUGUAUUUGCAUACAUCCUUACACCUUCAUGAUGUGUUGCUUUGUUUCUGUAGUACAAUAGUUUUUUAUCUUUGUGAUAAAAAUUUCUUGUUUCAAAACUGAAGUUGGGUUACAUCUGUCCGAUGUUAAAAAUACUGUUAUAGUAAUAUGUAGCAGAGAAUUCUUAGUAAUGAUUACAGAAAUUCUGAAGUUAAAAUAUCACAAAGUGUUGUAACAGUAUUUAUCUUAUGGUCACAUUAUUUUAGUAGAAGGGAAAUUUAUUUCAGUUGGUAGUGAGUUAUCUGUUGCUUUUAUAUUUGUACUGUGUGGAAAUGGGUAAUGCAAUUAUGAUGCAAAAAGAUUUUUAAUGACUAUUAUUAUGUGUAAACCAAAGCUGUAAAGUGUGAAGUAAAAGUGAGUGCUCUGAGCUUAUAGUUAUACAGUUUGUAGAAGUGAUAAUGUUUGUUAAAGUUAAACUUCCUAACCUACAAAAAUUCAAACAAUGUGGUUAUUCACUGGAAACACUUUAUCUUGUUAUUCAUGAACUGUAGCAGUGUUUGGGGAUAAGCAUUUUACUAUUUAUCUUCAAAGAUUAUAUAGUUUAUCUUACUGGUUCCUGAUGUUCAUUAUCAGCAGUUCGCAUAAUCAUGUGACAGCAGAUGUAUUUCCUGUUGAGCACAUCAACUUCAGCAGUGUCAGUGUGCGUGCAGUUUAGGGAAUGUCUGACCAGAUAAACUUGAUACUAUGAGAUGCUUGUUGCAAGUGAGGCUGCAGACCUUGCUGUGGUGUACUGGGAGUGCAGUGAUGUUGCUGUUUCUCAUACAGAUUCUUAUUCAGGUGUACAGUGAAGACUUGUAUCCACAUGCAGAACUGUUCAAUCAUGAAUUCAAUGGCAAUGAAAGCAUUCAAGAUGUGGAAGAUAUUGUGGUUUUAUGGUGGACACCAUUCACUGGCCAGAAAGGUGAAGUGCGACACUGUGGGACUGUAAAAUGUUUCUUUACAGAAGAUCGAAGAUUUAAUAACCAUAAUUUAACAAAGGCUUUGAUGUUCUAUGGAAGCAAAUUUGAUCUCAUAGAUCUUCCACUUCCUCGAAAUGGUCUGAUCUAUGACUGGGCUCUUUUACAUGAGGAGUCACCCAAGAACACUCCUGCUCUCUCUCAUCUAGAGGCUCUGGAACUGUUUAACAUAACAGCCACAUUUAGCCGUUAUAGCCACUUCCCACUCACACUCCAGUAUUUGAAGAGUGCAGAUGUUCUGACAGAUCUGAAAUAUUUUAUCCCUGUGGAAAGGAAGAAUGAACUGCUUUCAGAACUGGCGCCUGUGCUGUACAUCCACUCUGACUGCAGCACUCCGUUAGAAAGGGAUGCAUAUGCAAUGGAGCUGAUGAGAUACAUUCCAGUUGACUCUUAUGGGAAGUGUAUACAAAACAGAAAUCUUCCAGAACAUCUUGCUGAUCCAAUGGAGAGUAUGGAUUCUGAUGAAUUCUUUCACUUUGUGGCACGCUAUAAAUUUACGCUAUCAUUUGAAAAUGCUGUGUGUGAUGAUUACAUCACUGAAAAGCUAUGGAGGCCUCUGAUCGUGGGGUCUGUUCCUAUUUAUAUGGGAUCUCCUUCCAUUAGGGACUGGCUCCCUAACAACAACUCUGCCAUUUUAGCAAUGGACUUCAGAUCUCCAAAAGAAUUAGCGCAAUAUUUACAUGUUCACAACAGUGAUAUUACUAAAUACAACUCCUUUUUGAAACACAAAUUGGGAGUAGAAGAUGAAAAAAUCACUAAUAAAAGACUGGUUGAUGCCCUUGAGGUACGCAAAUGGGGCAUUGAUAACGACUUUGAUAAAGGAAAUUUUAUUGAACACUUUGAGUGCUUUGUGUGUGAGCAAGAGCACAAGAAACUGAAAGGAGAGAGAGCCAUAAUUUUUGAAACCAGCAAGGCUCAUUAUAACUGCCCAAUUCCAGUCUCUCCACUAACAGGCGUGGAAAACAAAGCAAACUGGUGGGUUGAUCAGUGGCAAAUGGGCAAAUGUGAAGCGAGAGUACUGAGGGAUUAUGUUGGAGCAGGUAAAACUAACUAUGAUUACCAGGAAUUCUAUGAUCAAUUAAGGCACAUGUUAUUGAAUAAGUUAUGUUGAUAUAAACUCAGUUAUGAAUUCAAGUGACGACCACAACUUAUUACAGAAGCAAAUAUUCUUAUCUGUUUAUCUGUAUAAAAUUUUAUUUACUGGCAUAAUGUGACCGUAAAUUCUGUGCCUCAUUAAUAACUCGCAAUCAUGCAAGUUUUUGGUAGAAAGAUGGAAUUGCUAUUUCAAAUGAUAGAUGAGACUAAUAUUUUGCGUAUUUACCUUUAUUGUAUAAGAACAGGAUUUAAAUCAACGUAUCAUGUGGCUGCUGGCAGUAAUUGAGUUCCAAGUUUAAGAUUUUAGCGGUAUGUUCGCAGAGUGCACAAUGCCAGAUGGACUGUGCAUAAGAUCCAACAUAUGGAUGAUAAAGGUUAAACUACUGAAUUUAUUGAUUCUUAUCAUUUUGUGCCAAUAAGAAGAUCUCAUCGUAAAGAUGUUCUUAUAAUAUAUGCUGUAAAAAUGUCUGUUUUGGAGUGAUGAUUAUUCACCUCUGAUCGUGAGAUUGAAUGUUCUCAUGGCAGUGAAGGUGUCAACGCUGGUCUCCUGGGCAUCAAUGUUGGUAUCUACUUACAAGACCAUAUGGCAUUGCUACUUAACAGACAAACAUCAAAAUUUACCUUUGAUGCAUGUACAGAAUUGUAUGCAUGUAGAACGGCGAGUUUCAUAAAUUUAAGAAUGGUUCACUUAAAUGUUUGAAACGAUUUUAUAUUGUUUAUACAAUUUUUAAGACUAUAUAUGCUUUAUACAUUUUUUAUAAUGUACAAAUACAGUUAAACUAGUGUAGAAGUAACAUGGGUAAUCAUGUCAGAGAGUCCUUUCUUGUGGUGUAAGGCCCACACUAUAUUUAAUUAAUAUCCUUCCAGGUACACUUUAGUUAUGAAAUGCAUGCAGACUGAUAGAGCCUGAACAUGAACAUUGAACAGUUUACACCAUUACAAAUCAGCCCUUUCCGCUACACUGUUGUCACAUUACUCUACUCUUUACCACUGUGCUAUUAAUAUUACCUAAGUCCUAAUGUGUAGAAAUUCCUCAUGCCAUUCUGACGUGGUAGUAAUUGAAAUAAACACUGUGCUGUUUCCUACAUACAUUAAUCCAUAGCCAACGUCAGAAGCUCUGAGAAGGAGUUCUCAACCGGCACGUUUUUGUGUGACCCUUUAUGAUUAGAAAUACGUCAGUGUUUGGCAUUUCUAUUGUUGUGAACAUUUGUUUGUUGAUUUAGAAAUGUCAGAUCAAAAACUAGGACUCAUUUUACUGAUGAACAACAGUCAGGAUACAUUCUAAUCGCAACAAGAAAUAAAUAUUUGAACCUGUUUGCAGUAUCGACCUAA